UAUUUUGGUGGCAGCAGCUGAGGCCGGCGGGCGAGGUAAGAUGCGGCUGACCCGGGAGAGAAGCCGCUGCCGGAUUCAGCCCGCGCGGUAGCCCGCCGCCACAUGGGGUUGGCAGCUAUGGCCAAGGACAUCCUCAGUGAAGCGGGGCUGCACUUUGAUGAGCUGGACAAGCUGCACAUGUUGGACCCUGAGGUUACCCAGCAGACCAUAGAACUCAAGGACGAGUACAAGGACUCUGUGGGAAAAAUUGGCCAGUUUCAGAAAAUAGUUGCUGGUUUACUUGAGCUUGUUGACCACCUUGCAAAAGAAGCAAAAAAUGAGAAGAUGAAGGCCACUGGUGCUCAGAACUUGCCCAAAUCUAUAGCAAAACAGAGAGAAGCCCGACAGCAGCAACUGCAAGCGCUGAUAGCAGAAAAGAAAAUGCAGCUUGAAAGGUAUCAGGUUGAAUAGGAAGCUUUGUGUAAAGUAGAAGCAGAACAAAAUGAAUUUAUUGACCAAUUUAUUUUUCAGAAAUGAACUGAAAAUUUCAUUUUAUA
Messenger RNA from Mirounga angustirostris (Northern elephant seal), 536 nucleotides. Its product is annotated as intraflagellar transport protein 20 homolog. Gene Ontology annotation, biological process: intraciliary transport; centrosome localization; protein localization to cilium. Lineage: Eukaryota; Metazoa; Chordata; Mammalia; Carnivora; Phocidae. Gene Ontology annotation, cellular component: cilium; centrosome; intraciliary transport particle B. The transcript has a single exon. The coding region runs from base 103 to 450 and encodes 115 amino acids. The record is from RefSeq and is a predicted model, not a curated record.